UUUUAUCUCUUAUUUCAGUUGGUUCUAAUUUGAAUAUUCAAUUUUACCUCAAAUUUUACCCGUCUUUUGAUUUAGUUUUGCCUAAUUUGUUCCUAUGUUACAUAUUCGUUUGUGUAUAUGUAUAUGUAGCUCCAAUUUAUAGAUAUGCAAUGAAUUGAAGCGAAGCUUCAGAGUAACUUGAGCGAGCGAGAGACGGAGAUCAUCUUCGUCAUCAACGAAAUAAUGAAGCUCUUCAAAGUUGAUCCUCCUCUCUCUGUUUUCGUGAGCUUCACGACGAUCCUUGCAGUAAUAAUAACCAGUUCUAGAGCAUCAGCCCAAACUGAGGAAUAUUAUGACUGUCGAAACACAACCUUUUUCUCUUCCAAUAGUGCCUAUCAAACCAAUCUCGACCAUCUCCUUUCAUGGCUUUCCACAAAUUCCACCAGCCAAAACGGUUUCUACUACGCCACUGCCGGCGACUCCGACAACACUGUCUACGGUGCCUUCCUCUGCCGGGGAGAUCUCGCCGCCGAUGCCUGCCAUGACUGCGCUUCCACAGCAGCCAAACAAAUACUCCGAAAGUGUCCGUUCGAUAAAAAGUCAGUACUCUGGUUCAACGAGUGUAUGUUACGUUACUCAGACAAGCCUUUCUUCUCCACCAGUGAAGAAACCCCCCGUCUGAUUUUGAUGAAUACUGCGACUAGCUUAAACCAGAGUAGCUUUAUGUCGCUGUUGGGAGAAAAUAUCAACGCGGUGGCAGCGCAAGCGGUGAAGGGCGGAGCCGACAAGAAGUUUUCCACCAAAGAAGCGAAAUUUUCUAAUUUCCAAACACUGUACACGCUUGCACAGUGCACGCCAGAUUUAUCUGAAGCUACCUGCGAUACAUGCUUGAAAGGAGCAAUUUCGAACUUACCCAGUUGCUGCAAUGGAAAGAUAGGGGCCAGAGUGCUGCAUACAAGUUGUAUUAUCCGAUACGAAACGUACCCGUUUUACCAUCAGGCGCCGGUGGUGACCUCACAAGACCCAACGCCGAAAGGAAGAACCCGGAUUUCUGUAGCCAAAAUCGUUGCGAUUGUGGCUCCAAUAUUGACUGUUUUGCUGCUUUUCUUCCUUCUCUGCUGGUUAAUAACUAGAAGGGCAAACAAGAAGCAUAAACCAGUGCCAGCUGAAGAUGAUGAUGUUGAAAUUUCCAGUGUGGAUUACUUGCAGUUUGAUCUCGAAACGGUUAAAUUGGCCACAAAUAACUUCUGCCAUGACAAUAAAUUAGGAGAAGGAGGAUUUGGUGAGGUUUUCAAGGGAUCUCUUCCUAAUGGGCAAGAUAUUGCAGUGAAGAGGCUUUCGUUAAGCUCUAGGCAGGGUGCAGAGGAAUUCAAGAAUGAGGUAGUUUUAGUGGCCAAGCUUCAACACAGAAACCUUGUUAGGCUAUUGGGAUUUUGCUUGGAUGGAGAAGAGAAGAUCCUCAUAUAUGAGUUCAUCCCCAACAAGAGCUUGGAUCAUUUUCUUUUCGAUGAGGAAAGAAAGAGUAUGUUGAAUUGGCCAAAACGAUAUAAGAUUAUACAAGGAAUUGCUCGGGGAUUACUUUAUCUUCAUGAAGACUCUCGACUUAAAAUCAUACAUCGUGAUCUUAAAGCUAAUAAUAUAUUAUUAGAUGAGGAGAUGAAUCCAAAAAUUACAGAUUUUGGUAUGGCAAAAAUUUUUGGUCUUAGUCAAACUCAAGGAUACACAGACAGAAUUGUGGGAACAUUCGGCUACAUGUCUCCAGAAUAUGCAAUGCAUGGACAAUUGUCCACAAAAGUGGAUGUGUACAGCUUUGGUGUGUUGAUUUUGGAAAUAAUAAGUGGACAAAAGAGCACAUCCUUUCAUGAAUCCAACUACGAUGAACAUCUGUUGAACUUUGCCUGGAGAAAGUGGAGAGAUGGGACGUCAUUGGAAGUGUCAGACAUGAGUUUGAGAGAUUCUUAUACUAGAGAGGAAGUGAGCAGAUGUAUCCAGAUUGCGUUGUCAUGUGUACAGGAAGAUCCAGCUCGAAGGCCAACAAUGCAGGGAAUAGUUCUGGUCCUCAACAGUUACUCAGUUAGUGUAGCAAUACCUGAGGGGCCUCCAUUUUUGGUUCAUAGCAGAACUGUUGAGCCCAGCCUUCGAUUGGAAUCAGAUAAGUCUUCUAUAAACAAAUCAGUCUCAGACUCUGUUGAUGAAGCUUCCAUUACUCAAGUGUACCCCCGAUAGCUCAUCUGAUAUACAAUACAAAGACCAUAUGCUCGCUGAUGUUCUGUUUACCCACAUCUGGAUUCUUGUCAAAUCGGAGGAAUAUUGUUAGGGAAAGAAGGACCUGUCUACUUCUUUGUAGAAUAGAGAUUUGAAAUUAAAAGUUGAUAUAACUCGGUUCUUCAACUAUUAGACUUUACAAAGUUAAAAAAUCCAUAUACGGUGAUUAUUCUUGUCAAUCUUGUGGGACUGAUACAAAGUGUCUUCAUGUAAAUAA
Molecule: messenger RNA, 2461 nt
Organism: Prosopis cineraria
Lineage: Eukaryota; Viridiplantae; Streptophyta; Magnoliopsida; Fabales; Fabaceae
Product: cysteine-rich receptor-like protein kinase 25
Exons: 7
Coding region: 223-2205 (660 amino acids)
Biological process (GO): protein phosphorylation
Molecular function (GO): protein kinase activity; ATP binding
Source: RefSeq, a predicted model, not a curated record